Mercenaria mercenaria is the source of this 951-nucleotide messenger RNA. RefSeq lists its product as uncharacterized. The coding region runs from base 1 to 951 and encodes 316 amino acids. The record is from RefSeq and is a predicted model, not a curated record. Gene Ontology annotation, biological process: DNA-templated transcription initiation; regulation of DNA-templated transcription. Lineage: Eukaryota; Metazoa; Mollusca; Bivalvia; Venerida; Veneridae. The transcript is spliced from 2 exons. Gene Ontology annotation, molecular function: RNA polymerase II general transcription initiation factor activity; DNA binding.
AUGGCAACUUCCAGAUGUUAUUUUGCUUUGGGAAAUGAUCGUUAUGUGCAGGUGAACGAGUGGAAAGGAGAAAUGAGAGUUGACAUUGGGGAGUGGCAAGGCGACAAAGCAACGAAGAAAGGUGCCAGUUUAACAUUAAUACGAUGGAAGGAUUUUGUAGACCAACUAACCUAUACGGAUAAAGCGUUACAAGAUAAGCAGUCCUACUGGAGUCACCUUGGAGGUAAUGCUUAUUUUAACAUUACAGAAAAUAGCGUAUGCGUGGAUAUAAGGCAGUAUUGGAAGCCCGAAAAUGAAGUGGUACCGACAAAGAAAGGCAUAUGUUUGCGACCAAAAGAGUAUAUCUGUUUGAAAGAAGUUGUGUUACAGAUAGGAAGGACGCUCCCUGAAUUAGACGCAGUGCCGAGCGAUUGGAGAGUUAACACCAUAAUUAUCACCAACGUUGUGUACAGUGCCAAUUUGGACUGUGCUAUUGACUUGAGGCGCUUGUGUUAUCGUAUAUCAAACGCUCGUUACGAUCCUAGAACAUUCCCUGGACUGAUCUGGCAACACAAGACCAUAGGAGGAUAUUGCUUAGUCUUCUCUAACGGCGUUAUCAACUGUAAUGGAAAAGCGACCAGCAUUAAGGAGGGGCGUCAAAGACUACGACGUUAUGCCAGACGUAUACAGUGUUUAGGGUAUUCAGUGUGUCUGAAAGAUAUCAAAUGUCUAACCGUGUCAGCCAGUCACACCUUAAGUACCGCCCUAGACUUAAAUCAGUUGGUAAAAGAAAGACAGAUCGUGUAUGAACCUGAGCUAUUUUCAGCUGUGAAUUUUAAAAAUGAUGGAGUCAACUUUUGUUGUUUUCACAGUGGUAAAGUGGUCAUAACUGGUAUGAAAGACCUCACUCAACUAGAUGAUGUAAUCUAUCCGGUUUUGAUUGAACUGGAACUCUACACUCGUAAGAAGUAG